UUCUCCUGCUGCAGCUUAAGUGUGCUUCUCCUCUCCUAGGACCUGUCCCCCUUUCAUUUCCCGGCUUGACUGUGAGGAUCGGGGUCCGGCUACGUGUCCUUCGGGAAUGCUAUCCCUCACAUCUGAGGAUUAGGGGCAGCAUUGUUGCAGGAGCCCUACUUCUGCUUGUCCUGUGGCUGCUUGCUGGGUUGUGGCUUACGUUGGCUCCUCACUUCUCGCUUUUGAUUCUGCUUUUAGCUUUUUCUUUGUUUCUUAGCUCUGCCUCUCAAAUAUUAGAAGGCGGAAAAAUAAAAACACAUGUCUUUGCAGUUAUUAGCUACCAUAAAACCUUGUUUAGGGAGGAAGGCUGAAGUGGAACGUGUAGGGGAGUAACUUUUCUGUGUUAUCUGCGUUUAUCAUGCACUCCAUAAUCACGAACUGCCUGCUACUACCUGAGAUGAUGGGCUAAGUUUAGACUCUCAGUUGAAGUCUGUAGCGAAUACUCUCAAGAAAAAAAAAAUUUUUUUUUAAUAGUUCAGAUCACUCAAACUUCUUUUUGAAAAUGUUUUUAAUGUCUUCAUGUUUGUCGACUUCAAUUUAGUUUUGGCUAGAUAAAAAUAUAUUUGUCCCAAUGAGAUCUUUGCUACCCACUUAUUAACCUGUAAGUUAUUAACCCUAUAGGGUCGCUAUGAGUCGAAAUCCACUUGACGACAACGGUUUUUGUUUUUUUUUUUUAAUCAACUUAGUUGAACUUUCUGAUACGACACUGAAUGGAGACUUAACCAUAAGUUGAUGUCUGAUCCGAAAGUGUGCUUACUGACACUCAGAGAACCUUGGAGAAAUGUUAGAAAUCAUUGUUUUGUUGAAAAAUAAAAUAAUGAUAAACGAUAAGCAGUGAUUUUUUUCAAAAUGAAACAAAUUAUCAGAGUCCAAAGGUGUUAUAGUUGCCAUCAAAUAGCUGUGUAUAUAUCAUAGUUGAGAUGCUGAGAGGUCUUAACUACUUUGGUCAUUUUCACUUUAAUAAAAUCAUAACUAAUAUUACUAACUAAUGCAUUGAGUGUAACAUCAAAUAGAAGUAAUUCACUCUAACCUGAUGUAAUUACUUAUCCCAAUCUUAGUAACCUUUUUGUAAUUUUAUAUAUCUUUCCAUUAUCAGACUUCGGGAUAGAUCUGUGUUUAGAGUUUAACAUCUUCAUUAGAAAAGGAAGAAGUCUGUUCUCAGGGAUUUUAAUUCGUCAUCUGACCUGUGGUUCUUGGGACUGGAGCCAUCAGCCUGCUGUCUUACCUGCCAAUCUUGGAUUCUGCAGCUACGUGAGUCAGGAGAAGCCUCCAGCCUGACACCUCACCCAGGGACUUGGGACGUGCCAGCUGCUACAACCACGUUGCUCAUAAUGGCAAGUGAAGAAAUUAAUGAAGACUAUCCAGCAGAAAUUCAUGAAUAUUUAUCAACAUUUGAAAACUCCAUUGGUGCUGUGGAUGAGAUGCUGAAGACCAUGAUGUCUGUUUCUCGAAAUGAGUUGUUGCAGAAGCUGGAUCCACUUGAACAAGCGAAGGUGGAUUUAGUUUCUGCAUACACAUUAAAUUCAAUGUUCUGGGUUUAUUUGGCAACUCAGGGAGUUAAUCCUAAGGAACAUCCAGUAAAGCAGGAAUUGGAAAGAAUCAGAGUAUACAUGAACAGAGUCAAGGAAAUAGCAGACAAGAAGAAGGCUGGCAAGCUGGACAGAGGGGCAGCUUCAAGAUUUGUAAAAAAUGCCCUAUGGGAACCCAAACCUAAAAAUGUAUCAAAAGUGGCCAAUAAAGGAAAAAGUAAAAACUAACUUUUUGGUUUUGAUGGACACAUAUUCAAAAAGUACAUCAUUUUUAUUGUUUUCCACAAAAGAGAUGAUGGCUAAUGGGGCCCUGCAAAGUUUCAGUGUGUUCCUUACUGAAUUCAUAUAUAAAAUUUACACUUGAAAUUUGUAAUGCUGAAUAAUUUUUUUUUCCAGAGAGAUUAGGUUACCUUUCUUGAUUUUCCCGUAGAGAGCUAUGAGGUUUUUAACAUUGUGUGUAUGAUACUUUACCAUCUCUUGAUAUGAAACUCUGAUUUCCUUAUAUGGGUCAAUCUUUCAAGUACCAUUUUAUAAACAAUUGUGAAAUUUAAGUUACAUGUUCUUUGUAAAUGUUUGUACUAUUUUAAAUGUACCUUAUGAAAUGUGCUAUCUGAAGGCUGUUUUCACUAUGUAAUACAGCUGUUUUCACUGUGUAAUGUUAAGAAAGUAUAAAAUGACUUAAAUGUCGAUUUUUUUUUCUGUAUAGUUUAUCAUGUGUUCAUGAUUUUAGGAAUUUUUUAAAAAAAAUUUGAGGUGUGAAAUUAAAACUUUAAGGUUACACUUUAAUUCUUGGCACUUUGCCUCUACAUCCCAUUUAAAAUAAAAUACAUUUCAUUAAGUAUAGGUGGGAAAGGAGGCUGUAUGCUGAUGGCUGAUUUUGGCAUAACGUCUGUACCUAAUCAGUAAAAGUCGUGUAGCUGACCGGUCUGUUUUUGUCUUGAGUAAAUUUACCUUCCAAAUGAGGAAGAUAGGUUUUAGAAAUCAUCACGAGUGGAGACAUUCAUGGAUUUUUGUUCUCGAUGCAUAAUACCUCAGAUAACUGCCCGUAGUUCUCUGGAUCGAAUAUUUUCAUAUUUUUUGCUUGUGUGCUUUUGAGGCCGUGUGAGUCCAUACUAGUGUUUCAGAACAAUUUCUUAUGCUACCUAAUGCCACUUAAGCAGAAGGAGAAAUCCAAAGGAGAUUACAUUGUGUUUAUAUUCUGAUGUAUUUUUCUGGAGUAUCAGCUACAGAGAAUUCCCCAUAUUACACUGUUUUUAUGUCCAAGCCCAUGAAUGUUAAUUGCACACCCUUAAUGCGCUCAGUCUUUGAGUCCACAUCACUCUGUGCAGGAAUGCCAAGUACAGUAAAGUACUUUAAUUUUUGAAAAAGGAGUUGUUAAAAUUUUCUGUGUGAUUAAUUCUCCAUAAGUAACCUUGAAUAAAUGGGUUUCUUGAUUUAUGGUAACAGAUAUUGGAAAUGGUCUUAAAAUGUAAUGGAUUUUGUAAAGCAUGGUGAACUCUUUCUGUGACACGUGAAGAGGAAGUCACGGAGAGAGGCAGAAAGUCUCUCCUGGCUCUGAUGGCAGACAGUUUGUGAAGUGGAAGAACGUUUAUAGUUAUUUCACUCCUUUCUCACUUCCAUCCUUUCAAAUUUCUAGCUGUUUGCUUUAAAGUCGCUUGUGCUUGAGAAAAUUAGUGUUAUCAUUAAGAUUCAGUGCAGUAUAUGUGUCUCUGUGUCACGUGUGGCAGAUAAGCCUGUAACUGGCAUUUCUGUAUAUUUUCUCAUUUCAUAGAGAAAAAAGUGUUAAGUGAAAAGUGUUUAUACACUUGGAAAAAAUCACUAGUCAAAUUGUCGAUUUGUGAAAGUCCAACUCUAUGUUCUGUUAAAUUGGAAACUGUUAAGUAAGUAAUUUGUUCAGUGUUUACUCUUAGAAAUAAAAGAUGAUUUUCAUGUGUUCCAUUUUACUAUGUAUAAUUUUAAAUACUAAUUACUUAGCAAAUAUGUAAGGAGCUGCAUGGCAGUAGUGCAUUGGAUUGUUUCUUUGUGUGUCGUUAAUGACAUUCACAUGGCCAGAUACCGUGCUGGGCAUUAGGUUCCAAAGAGGACAACUCAGCCUUUAGUCUACUUCUAUAAAGUGUUGUGAAAAAGGUAGUCUUUUCAUUCAAUUCAGUUUCUCAGACUUACUGAAACAUUUAUGACAAAUUGUGUUCAUUAACCUUAGAACCAUAAAAGGUGACGGGUUGAUCUAUUUGACUGUGGUAUAGUUAUUGUUAAUGUAGUUUGUUCCAAAUGGCAGUGUGCUCUAAGUUUAGAUGUUAAUUAUACCCUUUUAUUAAUUUCUUGGGAAUUAGCAAGUUGGAGAGGUUGCAGCUAUAGAUAUUUUUAAGACUAGAAUUUUAGACUGUUAAUCUCAUGCUAAAUAAUGACAUUUUUGUCUUUAUAUUAUUUUAAAUACAGUUUUCUUCCUGUUCAUAGUUGCAGGAUGGGAAUUCAUUUUAGUAAAGUAGAAUAUGUUAAGAGAAAAAUUGAAGCUUGAAUUAUGGGUUACUGGAAUUAGGAGAUUAUAUCAAGUUGGUUGGAAGCCCUGGUGGUGUUGUGGUUAAGUGCUGUAACUGCUAACCAAAAGGUCAGUAGUUCAGAUCCACCAGGUGCUCCUUGGAAACUCUAUGUGUGGCAGUUCUACUCUGUCCUACAGGUCUCUACGAGUCGGAAUUGACUUGUUGGCAGUGGGUUUGGUUUUUUUGUUUUUUUAUCAAGUUGAUUGGUUUUUAAGACACUGCAGAUUAAAAAAUUCUACUUAACUAUUAGAAAUGAAUUGGUAUUAUUUCUAAAUAAGGCUUUUAAAAUUAACUAGAAAUGUAGGAAGGCCUUACAAAAUGGACAGUGUAUUGAAUAUAGAUCCUCUUUUCUUAAGUAGGACAUUGGAGAACAAGGUGCUUCAGGAGGCAGCUUGUUAUAUAGUUAAAUUCUAAUGUUAUGUAGUUAAUUAUUAGAAAUUCUGGCUUUACAAAGUGACAGUGACUAAGAAAGAUUUGAGCAGUGAUUCCCAGCCUCAUGCAAUGGCUAAGCUUGGUAGGUAAAGAGAAGAAAAGGAAGCAUGGCGCCUCUUUUUCUUCCUUCAUUAUCCACACAGCAUAGUCAGCUCCCUCAGAUCAAUUCGGUGCCUCUUUUACCUAAUGACCUUGGUAGCAACCUAAUCUGUAUAAAGAAAUGUGUUCUGAAUGUGCGUUCCUAAUAAAAAACAUUUUCUGUA
Molecule: messenger RNA, 4800 nt
Organism: Loxodonta africana (African savanna elephant)
Lineage: Eukaryota; Metazoa; Chordata; Mammalia; Proboscidea; Elephantidae
Gene: C1D
Product: C1D nuclear receptor corepressor
Exons: 6
Coding region: 1371-1796 (141 amino acids)
Biological process (GO): maturation of 5.8S rRNA; regulation of gene expression
Cellular component (GO): nucleolus; exosome (RNase complex)
Molecular function (GO): DNA binding; RNA binding
Source: RefSeq, a predicted model, not a curated record